This is a messenger RNA of Phaedon cochleariae (mustard beetle), 9586 nucleotides long. Lineage: Eukaryota; Metazoa; Arthropoda; Insecta; Coleoptera; Chrysomelidae. The record is from the annotation of a GenBank genome assembly.
AUUCGCGAACGAAAGGGGCUCCCGGACGCAAUUCCGAGAGUGGCCCUCGCUACAGGGUCGGCUUCAGAACAUUUUUCCACAAAAAAAGAAGAACCGGAAAAUUCAGAUUUUUCGUAUCGGGGGCUGUGAUUGAAGACAGGGUCGUUUGGGAGAUUUCGGGGGGAUGGAAGCGGUGAAUGGGCUGUUGGGGGAUGGGGAUAAAGGGGUGGCACAGCCCCCUAGUCCCCUUACAGGGUGUUACUUGCUGAUCGUCAUCGGGGAGCCGUAUACCGAGCAGCACAAGGAAAUAAUCCUGCAGAGGAUUGCUAAAGGACUCCUUUCUUGGGAUGCUAAUGACUGCUUGGUAGAUUUAGAAAAGGAAUUAGCUAUUAUAACGGAGCAACGGUUGGAGGGCGAAGAAGCUAGAUAUGGAGAGCGUCUGAUCCAAUUCGCAUCAGAAAACCUCGUCACAGAAAUCUUGAUCCACCCUGUGGUGAGUACUUUGGUGCAGUGUAUGCGAAACCUGCUGAGCAGCUUCACCAGACAUAGGCACAUCAUCCAUGCUGGAUACACUUUCGCUGCCAACGGGUCUUGGGCCUUGCAGGAUGGCACAUUCUCGUAUGCGGACUUCUCCGAGGCCUUCCAAGAGAUGGACGUCCAGCGAGUCAUCCACGCGUACGACAUGGGCAUCUCGCUGGACAUACACUGCUCGCCGGAAGGCGAGUGGCCCAGGAUGCCCAAGGAGCCCUAUGCCAAGGCCUGCAAGGCUCGCAUCAACCCCGCCGACGUGCUAGGCUCAGGCUCGGCGGACAUCCGAGCCUUCGUCGAUUAUCUGGCGAGGUUUCUGAGGCCCGCUGCGCUGGAAGGUUUGCUGGCUAGUUCGGACGUGGUGGGAAAUAUCAGGUUCUCCAGGCCGACGUUGUAUGUUUUUCCAGGCGGUCAAGGAGAUGCUGCCCUGUUUGGAAUAAAUGGCUUCAAUAUGCUCCUGGACGGAGGGUUUUCACGAAAGGCCUGCUUUUGGGAUUUCGUGAGACAUUUAGAUAGAUUAGAUGCUGUGCUGUUGACAAGACUGAAUAAUAGUAAUGUAGGUGGAAUUAGUUCAAUACUGAGGAGGAAGAAGCAAGACGUGGUCUACCCACAAAUAGGACAUUUCUUUUGUAAUAUUCAGGAAAGACGAACUCUACCAAGCCCGGAUGGUGACAAAGACAAAGAUCCCCUACUCAUCAACCUACUGGAAGAAGGUCAUGAAAUCAUAUCGAACCUCCGCUACUUGAACCUGAAUCCUCAAGUUUGCUAUAGAGACACCGACCCGAUUAACCUAUACCACAAAGUAGGCCACGGAACCUUAGAUAUGUACGUCCUCAGCCCCAGCAAAGACGCCAAAGAAGUCAGAGAGUUUCUGCAGAAAUGGAACCAGAGCGACCAGAAACUCUUUGCUAAAUCCAGCAAAGAAUUGUGCUUUCCUACCCAAAAUCUGGUUUCCAUUGCCGCUUUGCUGAUCUGGCAACCUGCCAAUCCUGAUGAUACCAUCACCAGGAUCCUGUUUCCGGGAAGUAGCCCCCAGAGCAAAGUUUUCGAAGGGCUGGAUAAGCUGCGGAGCUUGGAUUGUAUCAAACACGCUACUUGUAGCAGCAGAUCUCUGCAACCUGUUUCGCUCCACAAAAAAAACGCCAAAGACGUCAUAAUCGAGAAGGUGGCUCCUAAAGAAAAGAUGCAGGUGAAAGAGAUCAAGACCAUCGAGAAUAAUAUCAUUAAUGGGAAUCAUGGGGAUGUUAAGAAUAAGGCCGUUAAGAAAUCGGAUUCGACGGAGAGUGAUCGUAGCAUCAAGGCUAAAAAGGAGGAAAAUAAAAUCAUCGAGAAUGGUGAUAAGCUGAAGCCGAAGAUCAAGCCAAAGGUGAGAGGUGAAUCACAACAAAGAAAGAAACCCCCAGAGAAAAAGGCCUCUCCAACAACACCAAAGAAAACAGAUACCGUAGAAGCGAAGAAACCUGCCAAACCGUCCCCUCUAAGUACUCCAGCAAAAAGUAUGAAAGAUGCCAACAACAGAAAAGUCGUAGAAAGCAAAGUCAAGCGCGAAGCUAGUACUAAACCUGCCCCUCCAAAACCUAAAGUAGAAAAAAAACCGAUAGCAAGAAAACCUACUGCCAAAAAAGCCCCAAUAAGUCCAGCCAAAAAGAUAGUGAAUGGUAUCCAAAAACCUGAUAGUAUCUCUAGAAAAGGUAAGCUGGACAAGGAAGGUACUACAGACUCGAGUACUGUUAGUACUCCAUCAGUAGAUCAGGAAAGUGUCCUGAAAAAAGACAUAUCCAAACUCUCACAGGAAGACAUCCAAAAACUGAAAGCACAGGAACUAGCAGAUCUGAAAGAGGAACAAGAAGCUGUGAAAGAAAUAGAAGCUGUAUUCAGAAAAGGUGAAACCAAACCUAAACAAGCUCACGACCUACGAGAAGUUCAAGAUACUUCCAUUGAAAAGGAAGAAUACAUCAUUAUAGAAAAAGAAGUGAUCGAACAAGAUUCCCUCGGACAAGAAACCAAAGAAGAUGAAACUCAAAAGUUAGCCAGAGAUAGUGAGGAAUCAGAAAAACAAAGAAAACUCAGUUCCGAACAGAUUCAAGCUAACGGUAUAACAGACCAUCCAGAAGCUACACUCAGAACUAAAGAUAUACUCAGCCCUGAAGAUAAACAGGACAUUUCCUCUGAUAAAAAAACCACUGAUAAAGAUAUCGAAGAAGAAAACAAGGACGUGGUAGAGUCUCAUCCGGAUGAGAAAAUCUCUGCCAACAUAAAAUCAGGCGACACUACUACAGCUCCAACUCUCCCAGAAGACGAACGCAUACCCCUGGAUGAAAUCAACGCCUUGGAUGAAAUCAAAGAAGAUAAUGGACACAUAAUCGAGGAGAAACAUGUCAAGGAAGAAACCAAAGAAAAGGGGCUGCCCGUGAUACAACUACCCCAAAAAACAUUCGAGAGUGUGCCAAAAAUCCCAAUCGUAGUAGGCAUCAGAUUAGAUAAGCAGCAGCACAUCAGAGACAUUGUGAAAACUCCAGAUGAAGUAGCAGAUCUUCCUGUGCAUGAGGAAGUCGACUAUGAGUAUACUCACGAACUCAAAAUUGAGCCUACCAAGUCCAAUGAAGUUGUGGAAACGAAGCUAGAACAACAUCAACCCAACAAGGAGCAGCAAAAGGAAGAAGAGCAGGAAAAAGACAAGGAUGAAGCUAAAGAACCUUCUGUCGUCCAAAAAGAACUCAAGAGUCUGACCGAUACUGUCCUCGAAAAUGAAACUGUACUUGAAAAGGAUAUUUUGAAAGAGUCAGAAAAGGUGUCACCCGAAGUCAAAGAUGAGGACCAUAAAAAAGUUGUAGAUGAAGACGGUACUGAAAAACCUAUGAGCGAAGCGAAGUCUGAAGUCUCAGUAGAAGAAGAGGAAAAAUCGGAACCCGAGAUGAUCGAAGAAAUCAUGAAGCAUAAAAAAGUUCAACAGGAGGCAGUAGAAGAAGAUAAGCAGAAUAUUGCUGAAGAAAAGGUGUCCAAGGAGGUUGAAUCGGAAUCUGAUGUAAAAGACAAAGACCCUGAAACACAUAUUACAGAUGUAACCAAACAUGCAAUGCCUGUAGAAGAUAUUGCUGGAAGAAUUGAAGUUGAACUUGAGAAGGAUACACAAAAAACUGCGCUUGAAGGUGUUGUUGUAGAUCGUGAAUCACAUGAGAAACAGAAAGAAGUUGAUAAAGUAGGAGAAGAGAAAAUACAAACGGAGCCUUCAAAACAAUUGAAGGAGUCUAGUCAUGAAGAUGUCAAAGGUGAUAGUGUUGAAGAUAAGAAGGUUAUCACUGAAAAUAAGGAAAGCCUUAUUGAGAGUGUAAAUGAGAAAAAAAUAACAGAAAAAAUAGAAUCAAGUAUUGAGAAACAACCAGUAACACAUGAACUCGAUGGUGUGGAUAAAAUAAAUGAAAAUAUUUAUCCGGAAGAAAAAUCGACGAGGAUGAUUGGGGAGUUGCAAAAGGGGGUGGAAGCAGAUGUACAUGAUUUGAGAAUAACAAAAGAAUCAGUAGAUAUAGAGAAGAAUGUGCAAAUAAUACAGGAUAACAAAGAAGGCGAUAAGAAGAGAGAAUCUCUCAAAGAAGAUAGUGAUGAUAUUUUUAUUCACAAAAAUCUUGAUGGAAUGGCUUCUACUGAUACAACAUCCACGAAAGAACCGAAAAGAGAUGUGGAUAUAAUUAGUAAGGACUCAUUGAAAUCAACUGAGAACACACAGGUGGAAGUUUCACAAGAACUCAAUCAACUAGAAGAUUUGACAGAUCAAGAAGUCGCUGCUGCUGAUCUGAAACGUGACGUACGAUCAGGUUCAAUCGAUAAGACCGACUUGGGUCGGAAAUCUCCCAAAGAACGAGAAGAAGAUGUCAUCAAGAUAGUAGCCAGCGUAGCUGAAGUGCUGAAGUCUGAUGCUCCUCUAGAAGAAUUCGAAGGCAAACUGCCUAUCAGCACAUUCACCCCGUAUACGAGUCCCUAUACAACCGAACUACGUGAAACACAUAUAACCACUGUAGAUUCUCCUUUGAUAGAGACUAAGGUGAUCAAAACGGAUAUCCCUACAAUUCCAGAAGAACCACACAUAGCAUCAGCAUCAUUCCUUGAGGAAGAAAGGAGAGCAAUUUCAUUGCAAGACUCUGAAGAAGCUAGGGAAGCUAAAAGAAUCGAUUUAUUGAAGCAGUCACAGGAAUUCAUGAUGGCUACAUCUAAGAUGCUUUCAGAUAUCAAAUCAACAACAGACAAACAAACUCCAGUAGAAGAAGCCAAAGAAAGAGAAUCUGGAGUGUUAUCGGAUAAUGGGGAAAAUGUAGAAGAUAAAAUCGACGAAGAUGACGUUGCCACAGUACAUCGAAUGUUAGUUACGGCCUCUAGUGAAGAUGGGGGAGAAGAAAUCGAAAUCUGUCCAGCAGGGUCCAUUGUAUUCUCCAAGAGCUCUGAGAGUUCUGGAAGAAGUUCACCUGAUCCGUCCCAAAAAACCAAGAAGUCCUCCAUAAUCGACACGGUAUCGGAUUCUUUGAGUACCGUGAGACAGAUUCUGGAUGAUCAAUCACAAAAAGAAGCAGGAAUAAUUGAUCAUGCGAAGCAAGCAUUAGAAGCGAAAACUACAUCUGUCCAAGGAAAAAGUACUACCCCUGAGGAUAUUGGAGAAUCUCAAUCAUUUAUAGAGCAAGAAGUCAAAUCUGGGGCGUCAGACAUAUCCAGAGAUGGUAAAGAAGAAAUAAAAGAUCAUUUUCACCAGGAAACUAAAACUACUGGGUCCCCAGAAAAUGGAGAAUGGAUAGGGCAUGACAAUGUUGUCAUGAAACAACAGGAACAACAUAUUUCAAAUAUCGAUGAUAGUAAAGCAGAACUAGAGAAGCAGGAAGAACAAUCUCCGUCAGCUGCUGAAGACCACGGCCCUCGAAAGAAACGUUCUUUAAUCGAAGAGAAGAGUAUUACACCCCAUGAUGUUGAUUCCACUCAAUCAUCAACUGAAAAGGACCUUGAUAUUGUUCAAGAUCAGAUGGGGCAUCUAGGACCAACAUCAGGAAUCCAUGCCCAAGAAAUGAAAUCUGAGGGGAAGACGUCAGACCACGAUGGACAAGCAGAAAUUGUAUCGCACCAAGAAGAGAGUCAUCCUCAUCAAGAGAAGAUUUCUUCUGAUCAACAAAAUGCUUCUCCACAUCAGACGAAGGUUUCUCACCAAGAACUGAGUUCUUCAGUUGAAAAGAGUUUUCCUCAUCAAGACAAGAGUUCCUCUCAUCAAGACAAGACUAUUCCCAAUCAAGUUUUUGGGGGACACGAAUCGAGAAAAGAACGAGAGCAGAUGGCACUAGAUGAGAAAAAGGAUGAUCCGAAAGACGAGAUAAAAGACAAAAUUAUCUCAAAGCACGGUGAAGUUUCUGCUAUUUCCAGUGAUAGAUCUGAUGCAAUGGAACAGACAUCAGAAGAAAUGGAUACUGCUGCGACUGUAUCAAAGUUGACAGACAAAGAAGAAUCCUUCGGAUUCGGAACACCUCCAAAAGAACAAGAAUUAUUAGAACAUGCUAGGCAAGAGUAUCAAAUAAGGAACAAUGUAGAAAACGGAUACUUUGAUGAAAGUGAUUUACUUCUGAAUAGAAGAAUACCCUUGGAAAGUGUCAGUUCGAAGUCACAUGAGGGUGAUUCACGAAUAGAAGACACAAAGGUAGUUGAGAAAGCUGUUUUAGAUGAAACCCUAGCGACUGUAGACAAAUCGGAAGCAAUUACAAACGAUUUGCUACAUGGAUCCAAAGAUAAGAUUGAUACUGACGCAGAUGAUAAAGAUCCAAAAUCAUGUAUUGGAGCUGUUGAAGAAGAGAUGAUCAAACAGACCAUAACCAAAGUAGCAGAAACAUUGGAGUCAGUAGCCGAUCCUGAAAGGGAUUCUGCUAUAGGUAUAGCCCACAAAACUGAAGAAACUAGAUCGGAAAAGACUAUUGAAGAAUCAAUACAAUCAACGACAGAUGAAAACUUAGACAACGAAACGAUAGAUAAGAAAUUAGAUACUGAUAAUAUGCAAAAGUCGGAGCUUGAGAUUGCAAUGAAAUCUAUCAUUGAUACAUCUAAAAACGUCACUAAUCACACAAGCAAAAUUGAUGAGGCUGGAAGUUUCUUGAAAGGUUUAGUGACUAGUGCUUCUGAUGUGAUUGAAAAAGUCACUCAAGAAGUAGUCGAUCAUGCCAAAGACAUUGUAGUAGAGAAGAAAACAAAUAUUGAAGAUUUGCAGACGUCUGCGACUGAUUCCGUUACGGAUAUACAUACAGACAUUAUUGAUAAAGUAGUUGAAGUCGAUAAAAAAACUAGCCAAAUGAUGAAAGAGGCUGAUAAACAUAUGGAGAUGUUAACAAAGUCAGAGAGAGAAGAUACAUUUUCCAAAGAUUUGGUUGAUAAGGUAGACGCAAAAAUAGAAGAAAGCAAAACAGCACUUGAUCAAAUAUCAGAUUCUGCAAUCGACAAAUUGACGAAUGUGACAGCUGCAGCUGUCGAAACUGCAGCAGAUGUAUUAGAUGAUGUGAAUGUAGACAAGUUCGUUACUGAAACCACCGAAAAACUAGAUCAUGAAGGAACCGUGUUCAAAGAUAUUUCUGACGCUGCUACAGAAUCAUUGGACGCUUUGAACGAUGUUGCCAAAUCUAUCGCUGGAGGUAUUAGUAGUUUAUUCAAGAAACCAGAAGAUGAUACUGAGAAGAAAUCAGAGCAGACCGCUGCAUCUGUUUCAUCGGAUAUUAAGAAUACUAAUGAAGUCAUGGAACUUUUGGGAAAUGAUUUAGAAGAUAAAGUUUCCGAAAUUACGAAAGAAUUGAUCGAUAAUGUUGAACAUGGUCUGGAAAAAGUUAUUGCUGAUAAUGAGGCAGCCGGUAAAGUGACAAAAGAAACAGUAGAACAUCUGAAUGAUAAAUCCAAGGAUAGUGGAGAUGACCUGAACAUUGAAUGUGAUAUACAGCAUCCAAUUGUCGAAAAGGGAUCUGAUGGGAUCAACAAAUGGGUUACUGAUCAAGUUGAGUACGAAGAAGAUGAAAAAGAGACUAGAAAACAAGAUUGUAUGGAAGAUUCUAUAGCACAUAAACUUCAUGAAGGAAUAACGAGUGGAAUGAAGGCGAUUUCAGAUUCUGUAGAGUCACUUUUCAUGAAAAAAGAUGAGCUAGUAGAUGCUCAUGAUAUCGAGGAGGUGAAAGGUGAACUUCAUGAUGUAAAAGUAGAUUCAAUCAAGUUACCAAUAGCUGAAGAUAUUUCUAGUUCCAAAUCGCCUGUUACGAAUGGUUUAGAUACAAAGCUGGCUGAAGUAGAAACUCCAUGUGAGAAAGUGAAAAUUUCAAGCCAAGAAAGCAAAGUAAUUCACUCUGGUGAUGAUGAAAAAUCGGAUUCAAAACCAAUAUCGGAUGCAAUAAGAGAAGAAAUAAAAGAUACAGUAGAAGAAUUGGUACAACAACGUUCGUCCAAUGACGUUCAAUGUUCAAUUGAUGGAAAAAUAUCCAGCGAGUCAGAAGUUGCUCCUAAGACUCCAGGGGAAUCACAAAGAGAUGAAAAGCUGUCAUCUGAAAUUGUGAAUGUAGACGGGGAAGUAUUGAAGCAAGAAGGUGUACUAGAAGAGUCAGUUCAAGACUUGAAGGAUGCUUCCAAAACAAUAACUGAUGUAAGCAAAUCAGUAGUAUUCGGAACAUGCGAGGCAAAACCUGGUGAAAAGGAAGCUGCUGAUCAAAAAACGCACGAAGAUCAUAAUGGUUUGGCUGAAGAUUCAAGGGAACAAAAAAGAGCAGACACUGAUGAAGUGCACAGAGACACUGCAGAAGAAAAGGAAGGAAAAUUAGGGGACAGUGCUAAGGAUCUUGGUGAGACAUAUGACACCGUAGCUCAACUAUCAAAAUCGCUGUCAUUCGAGAAAUGCGAAAAACCAGAUUCCAAAGAAAUGAUAGGACCACAGCUAGUAACUGAAAAUGGUUUGCAGAAUCUUGAGUCAUCUCUGAGUUCUGUGAAAUCAUUGGCAAAAGAUCUAGAAGACAAAGUUGUUGGAAGAACCAAAGAAGUGAGUGACAUGGUUCAACAUGAAGUGCCAAACAAGAUAGAGGAACAGUUGAAGGAUAAUGCCAAAGAUAUUGGCGGAACAUACGACAGUGUAGCUGAACUGUCAAGAUCACUAUCAUUUGAUAAAUGUGAGAAAGUAGACGGAAAAGGAAUGGCAGACAAUAAAGUAGUGGCAGGAUCAGAAUCAAUAACAGAAAAGUUUUCACAUGGUGUUGACACUGCUUUAAAUAACAUGAAAUCAUUAGAGGAAGAGUUUAAAGAUAAUAGCUCAGAGAGUUCCAGCGGACUGAGCGACAAGGUUCAACAUGAAGUGUCAGAAAAGCUCGACAAGAAACUGCAAGAAAGUGCUGAAGAUAUUGGUGCAACAUAUGAAAACGUAGCUCAACUGUCACAAUCUCUAUCAUUCGACAAAUGUGAAAAAGUAGAUACAGGCAAUGAAAAAUUCAGAGAAUCGGAGCCAUCAUCUAAAUCAGCAUCUCAAAACAUUGAGACUACUCUGAGUACUCCAGGAUCAUCUGCAAAAGAUUCAGAAGAUAAAGUUUCCAAACAAGUUCCACUUGAAGUGUCAAAGGAAAUAGAGAAAUUGGCGGAUAGUGCUGAAGAUAUUUGUGAGACAUACGAAAAUAUAUCUCAACUGUCUGAAUCACUAUCAUUUGAUAAAUGCGAGAAAACAGAUGUGAGAGAAAUAAAAGAGAUAGAAAAAGUGUCAGAAUCAGGGCCGAUUUCUAAAAUUGCCCCAGAAAGUGUCGAAACCAUUACGAGUACCCUGAAAUCAAUGGAAAAAGAUGCAGAAGAUGAGGUUUCAGGAAUUGCUGAACAUAAGGCUCAGCCUAAAGUGUCAAGAGAGAUUGAAGAACAAUUGAAAGAUAGUGCUAAAGAUAUUGACGGAACUUUCGAAAACGUAUCUGAGCUGUCUAAAUCACUAUCAUCUGACAAAUGCGAGAGAACCGUUUUGGGAGAUAAGAUAGAGAGAGAAAGAGUGUCAGAAUCAGAGCCAUUCUCCAAAAUCAUCUCAGACAAUGUUCAGACUACUCUGACUGCCGAAAAAUCGAUUGAA